AUGGCUGACGCACAGAACAUUUCUCUGGACAGCCCAGGGAGUGUAGGGGCUGUGGCAGUACCUGUGGUUUUUGCCCUCAUCUUCUUGCUGGGCACGGUGGGCAACGGGCUGGUGCUGGCGGUGCUGCUGCAGCCUAGCCCGAGUGCCUGCCAGGAGCCGGGAAGCACCACAGAUCUGUUCAUCCUCAACCUGGCGGUGGCGGAUCUCUGCUUCAUCCUGUGCUGCGUGCCCUUCCAGGCUGCCAUCUACACGCUGGACGCUUGGCUCUUCGGGGCUCUGGUCUGCAAGGCCGUGCAUCUGCUCAUCUACCUCACCAUGUACGCCAGCAGUUUCACCCUGGCUGCUGUCUCGGUGGACAGGUACCUGGCGGUGCGGCACCCGCUGCGCUCGCGGGCCCUGCGCACGCCCCGCAACGCGCGCGCCGCCGUGGGGCUGGUGUGGCUGCUGGCGCUGCUCUUCUCGGCGCCCUACCUGAGCUACUACGGCACGGUGCGCUACGGCGCGCUCGAGCUCUGCGUGCCCGCCUGGGAGGACGCGCGCCGGCGCGCCCUCGACGUGGCCACCUUCGCCGCCGGCUACCUGCUGCCCGUGGCCGUGGUGAGCCUGGCCUACGGGCGCACGCUGCGCUUCCUGUGGGCCGCCGUGGGCCCCGCGGGGGCGGGCGCGGCGGCGGCGGCGGCCGAGGCGCGGCGGCGGGCGGCGGGGCGCGCCAUGCUGGCGGUGGCGGCGCUCUUCGCCCUGUGCUGGGGCCCGCACCACGCGCUCAUCCUGUGCUUCUGGUUCGGCCGCUUCGCCUUCAGCCCCGCCACGUACGCCUGCCGCCUGGCCUCGCACUGCCUCGCCUACGCCAACUCCUGCCUCAACCCGCUCGUCUACGCGCUCGCCUCGCGCCACUUCCGCGCGCGCCUCCGCCGCCUGUGGGCCCGCGGCCCGCGCCGCCGCCAGCAGCCCCGCGCCCACGGCCCGCCCGGCGCCCGCCGCGCUCUCCGCCGCGUCCGGCCCGCGCCCACGACCGGCCCCGCCGGGGGUGCCGGGGACGCCCGAUCUCGCGGGACACUGCCCGCCCCGGGCCGCGGGGAUCCGGGGCGCCGCGGACAGGCUGCCCGGGAACCGGAAUAA
Messenger RNA from Jaculus jaculus (lesser Egyptian jerboa), 1119 nucleotides. RefSeq names its product galanin receptor 3 (gene Galr3). Bases 1 to 1119 code for a protein of 372 amino acids. The transcript has 2 exons. The record is from RefSeq and is a predicted model, not a curated record. Gene Ontology annotation, cellular component: membrane. Gene Ontology annotation, biological process: negative regulation of adenylate cyclase activity; adenylate cyclase-modulating G protein-coupled receptor signaling pathway; neuropeptide signaling pathway. Lineage: Eukaryota; Metazoa; Chordata; Mammalia; Rodentia; Dipodidae. Gene Ontology annotation, molecular function: galanin receptor activity.